Molecule: messenger RNA, 1341 nt
Organism: Ascochyta rabiei
Lineage: Eukaryota; Fungi; Ascomycota; Dothideomycetes; Pleosporales; Didymellaceae
Product: AP-1 adaptor complex mu subunit Apm1
Exons: 4
Coding region: 1-1341 (446 amino acids)
Biological process (GO): intracellular protein transport; vesicle-mediated transport
Cellular component (GO): clathrin adaptor complex; clathrin-coated vesicle
Molecular function (GO): clathrin-cargo adaptor activity
Source: RefSeq, a predicted model, not a curated record
AUGGCGUCAGCGGUGUUCUUUCUCGACCUGAAGGGCAAAACCCUGCUGGCGCGCAACUACCGCGGUGACAUUCCCAUGUCGGCGGUCGACAAGUUCCCCGUGCUGCUCAGUGAGGCCGAAGAAGAGAGCUCUGCCGUGCCGCCAUGCUUCUCCAACGAAGGCAUCAACUACCUCUACAUUCGCCAUAACAACCUGUACCUGCUCGCCCUCACCAAGCGCAACACCAACGCCGCCGAGAUCCUGCUCUUCCUCCACAAGAUCGUCGAGGUCUUUACAGAAUACUUCAAGGAGCUCGAGGAGGAAAGCAUACGAGACAACUUUGUCGUCAUCUACGAGCUGCUGGACGAAAUGAUGGACUUUGGCUACCCGCAAACGACCGAAACCAAGAUCCUGCAAGAGUACAUCACACAAGAAUCGCACAAACUCGAGGUGCAGGCACGGCCGCCCAUUGCAGUCACCAAUGCUGUCAGCUGGCGAAGUGAGGGCAUUCGCUACCGCAAAAACGAAGUCUUCCUCGAUGUUGUGGAGUCGCUCAACCUCCUGGUCUCGGCAAACGGAAACGUGUUGCGCUCGGAGAUCUUGGGUGCGAUCAAGAUGAAGUGCUACCUCUCCGGUAUGCCUGAGCUGCGCUUGGGCUUGAACGACAAGGCUAUGUUUGAGACCACCGGGAGGGCGACACGAGGAAAGGCGGUCGAGAUGGAAGACGUCAAGUUUCAUCAGUGUGUGCGAUUGUCAAGAUUCGAGAACGACCGAACGAUCAGCUUCAUCCCGCCCGACGGCGAGUUUGAACUGAUGAGCUACCGCCUCAACACACAGGUGAAGCCUUUGAUCUGGGUCGAAUGCAUAGUAGAGAGUCACUCUGGAAGCAGGAUAGAAUACAUGCUCAAGGCCAAGGCACAGUUCAAGCGGCGAAGCACAGCAAACAAUGUCCAGAUUUCGAUACCCGUUCCUGAAGACGCCGAUACACCUCGCUUCCGCACAAACAUCGGUACGGUACACUACGCUCCUGAGACAUCCUCGAUCGUCUGGAAGAUUAAGCAAUUUGGAGGAGGAAAGGAGUUCUUGAUGCGCGCAGAACUUGGCUUACCCUCUGUACGGGGUGAUGACGAGAAGGGUGGCGGUAUGAUGGGUGGUUUCGGUGGAAGCAUGGGAGGUGUUGGCGGAGGAAAGGCAAAGAGGCCGAUCAACGUCAAGUUCGAGAUUCCAUACUUCACAACAAGUGGUAUCCAAGUUCGGUACCUCAAGAUCAUCGAGCCAAAGCUCCAAUACCCGUCGCUGCCCUGGGUGCGGUACAUUACUCAGUCUGGCGAUAUCGCUGUACGAUUACCGGACGUGGCUUAG